Molecule: messenger RNA, 3279 nt
Organism: Mycena indigotica
Lineage: Eukaryota; Fungi; Basidiomycota; Agaricomycetes; Agaricales; Mycenaceae
Exons: 11
Coding region: 1-3279 (1092 amino acids)
Biological process (GO): microtubule-based process
Cellular component (GO): mediator complex; dynactin complex; nucleus
Source: RefSeq, a predicted model, not a curated record
AUGAACACAAACGCAAAGUAUUCCGCAUUGCCGGACAUCGACACGGCCCAAGAUGUCUACGAGACUGAAGACUCCUUGCCAACUGUGAACGCAAUAGACCAUGGCAGCGACGACGAAGCUCUCCCUACACGAUCUACCUUCAAAACCGCUCGUGUAAAUGACUCUAGCGCGUCCAAAGAGGAACUUGACUCGUCAAAUCUCAUUCAACAUGAUGAAGCAAGCAAGCGAUUCAAAAAGGCGGAGAAACGGAGAGAACGCGCAAAUUAUGUAUACCCACCCUCACCAACGUCGCCCGACGAGCCUUCACCUUCGCGGCCUGUGCCUUUGUCUCAACGAUUACGCGCAUUGCAAGCCGAAAUCCUGUCGCUGGAAAAGGAAUUAGCGGAGCCCGCCAAUCCACUUCUUUUCAAAGAACGAGAUGACGACGUUGUCAAUCCUGGCGAGCUAAUUCGAGGCUUAGUCGAUGUUCGGGGCAGGCUUGACAAAAUUCGGAAGGGGAAAGAAGGCCGAGGGCGACUGGUUGGUGUUAUUUUAGGUCAGGAUAUCGAAAAGGAAGUGGAACGACUGGAUGGUGCAGUGCCAUCUACAGAUAACGAAAAACCCGCUGUUCGAACAAUUGUCGAAAUGGACCGUCGAGUCGGAGAGCUGGAGAAAUUAGUUGGCUCGUCAACCGCCACCAUUGAUGAGUCUUCGCCACUACCACCCCCUUUGCUACCUCUCAUUACAAGGCUAAACGGUCAACUCACAUUGUUAACCCAGCCUCGACAUAUAGACUCUGUCUCCCGCCGACUGAAGCUAUUGCUUUCUGAUCUCGAUCGAGCUUCUGCAUCCCAACAUUCCCAUCGCCGACAUCCUUCACAAUCCAACAACAGCGCGCCGUCCCAGAUCCAGGAGCAAAUAUUACCAUUAUUGUCCCGAUUGAAUCCCUCUCUGCCCCAUAUCCCGCAUAUUCUAGCUCGAUUACGGACGUUGUCUGCUUUACACACCUCUGCGAGUGAGUUUGAAAAUACGCUCCAAGCUUUGGAGGAAGAUCACCGCAAAAUGCGAGAGGCGCUUAGUGAGUUGGAAGGAGCAGUGGGUACGAUUGAGAAAAGUAUGGAGGCUAAUCGAGAGGUAGUAAAGGAUGACAUAAUGUCACGUGUCAAAAUGCCGCUUGACGAACAGCACCUUGAACAACUCGAUCAAAUACAAGCGCGUUUACAAGCUCUCAGAAAUGCACCAGCUACCGUUCUCAAGACCUCGCUAGCCUUUUCCACCUCUUCCACCCGCCAGGAGUUUCUCAAGCUCAAAGAACUGACAGAGCUCGUCUCUUCUGAUACAGUUCAAGAGUUGCUCGCGACCGUAGCCAAAAGUGAGCGGGAAGAUAGCUCUGAUCUCAGCCAUGACCCAAGACGAAGCAUUCAGAAACGAAGGCGCCCCCCUUCUGUUGUCGGUUCACCACAACCUUACGUUGGAGUCGUUGACAAGCAAAUUCGUCCUCCGUUUCCCCCGGAAAGCAAUGGCCUUAGACCCUUACGGGAGGAUGAGCUCGCAGAAUAUAUACGGGAAUAUAACCGCACGCACUCACGGAAGCUGCAUAUAUGGACAAGAACAAAAGGUCUACCUUUCGUUAACUUUGCCCUCGAGAAACGAGUUGAUAAUGGCACAGAUGCUCCUCGACCGAACAAUCUGGCUAUUAUACGCUUCACCAUCAGUGACGUUCUCGUUUGCUACAUAACCACGAGCUUCGACUCCAGCGAUCCUGUCCUUGUGGCUGAAUCGAUAACAGUAUUCGGUCCGAGAGAAAAGAAAUCGCCAUAUUCUCACAGUGAUUUCCUUGUUUAUCAGAGCCUGUCCCAGCACUUUGCAAGCCUACUCCAAGCCCAUCCGUUUACCUCGUUUCAGAACAUUGUCGCUUUACUGGAGGCAUACGACGGCCUUUUCCUCACGCCAUGUGGGAAGUGUGGACGGGUUUUGUCGGUCGAAGGUCAUGAGCCCCCGGUGAUACGCGAAGAAGGCGCUCCCAUAACCGUCCGAAUUCACUUUGUUGCCGACAACGAUGACCCAAUCCAUGUUCGCCUCGUCCUCGCCAAUAAGGCAGUCAACACCGCCGUUCGUGAGCUAGAAGGCUUCGAUUAUGGUCGCUGGCAACUCGAUGCGGCUGCUCCCCCCAUUACCCAGCUUUCCAUCGAAGGAAGCAAGGCCCCCAUUACCGUCCAAGCCCUGAAUGCCCAAGACGACAUUCUCGACUCAGUCUUCGUUGGCGAUUUCGUAUAUUGGGACGUGAAGCCUCAAAUCCAGCAACUCGGUCGCCCUCGCGCUGCCACACACAAUCCUACUGCCAGUCCACACUAUUCCCUCCCAUCCCCAUCACUUUCCGACCGUUUCCCUCGCUCCAAAGUACGCUCUCGCCGAAGCUACGUGCCUAAGUCCGCCCAGGAUUUGUCUCUUGUCCGCACUGGUCAUUAUCCCACUAGCGUUGACUCGGAUGACAAUCUUUUUGCCCAUGCGCCCCUUCUCGAAAUCGUCACGCCAUUGGACUCGCUCUGUAGUGGCUGGAAGCAAUCAGAGGUGGCUGCUGGUCGUCGUCUCGUGCGGUUCCAGAAAUCGCAACUUGGGCGUCGAGUCAUUCUUUCCGGCGAGGCGAUUCGUCAGGAGGAUUACCGUGACACCGACACCGUCAUUUCGUGCAUUUUUCGUGAGGAGGUUGGGGCGUGCUAUGUCACUUCGGUCGACAUCAUAUACCUACUCGAACGUCUCACCAACGACCAGUUCCCCGUUGAAGAGAAGAAUCGAAUCAGACGCAACCUUGAAGGCCUCAGACCGACCACUGUCUCUAAGCAUAAGCGUGGUUCAGAGGCGUUCUUCCAGCGGAUAAUGGAUUUUCCAGACCCCAAACCACGCAAUAUCGAAAAGGAUCUCAAGGUUUUCGAAUGGUGUCUCCUCGGUCAAGCAUUGGAAAAAAUCAUGUCAAAAUAUUCUAUCUACACCUCGUCUCCGACCGACUCGACAAGUUCAUUACCAGCCGAGUCUGGCCCAAGUUUCUCCCAGGACAGUCCAUUGACAAUCGAUCCCACACUGGAUGACAAAACCCCGCUUCGUGGACUGCUCUUGCACUUCGAUGGCGACCAAUAUUCGUAUCCAGUAAAGCAAGAGAGCGACUCCAGCUCGGGCAGCAACUUUUCCGACACUUUCCCUACUUUGCACGACCGCGACACCAGUUUCGACGUUCCCGAGUUUGACGAAGCACAGCAAUACGAGCCCUACUUGGGCGAAGAUGAGAUGCACAUGAUGUUCUAG